Messenger RNA from Gastrolobium bilobum, 567 nucleotides. RefSeq names its product mitochondrial import inner membrane translocase subunit Tim13. The record is from RefSeq and is a predicted model, not a curated record. The transcript is spliced from 2 exons. NCBI's taxonomy places the organism in Eukaryota, Viridiplantae, Streptophyta, Magnoliopsida, Fabales, Fabaceae. Bases 47 to 310 code for a protein of 87 amino acids.
AGCCGCUAUUACGAUUCUAAGCUGCAGAUUUUAGAGUCGGGAAGCAAUGGAUUCGUACUCAAAUACCUCGUCUGGAUCGUCACCUCAAUUAUCGGCGCAGGAUCUCAAAAACCAGUUGAAGAGUCAACUUGCCUUGGAGUAUGCUCAACAAUUUCUUGAGACAGUGAGAGGAAAGUGUUUUGAGAAGUGUAUCACAAAACCAGGUUCAAGUCUCAGUGGGAGUGAAAGCAGUUGCAUCUCUAGGUGCGUAGACCGAUAUAUUGAGGCCACAGGCAUAAUUAGCAAAGCGUUAUUUAGUGGUUCACAAUGAAGUGGACAACCUCCUCGGAAAUUCUUAAAAUUGCUUAACUUUUGAGAACGAAUUGGCGUUGGAGAUUAUGUGUUCUCCGUGUUUUUUCUUUUUUGUCGUCUUUAGAAAACAAUUGUGUAUGCCCCGUGAGAUUCACGGUUAUUUUAACUGUUUUUCCCCCUUAAUACUUAUCUGUUUUUAUUACAACUCUUUAUGUAUUUAUGUUCUAAUUAGAAAGGAGCCAAAAAGAAGAAGAAGAAAAAUAAUUACUGGCUUGA